This is a messenger RNA of Cuscuta europaea, 3080 nucleotides long. NCBI's taxonomy places the organism in Eukaryota, Viridiplantae, Streptophyta, Magnoliopsida, Solanales, Convolvulaceae. The record is from the annotation of a GenBank genome assembly.
CUUUUAUACUCUACUUCGUAUCUUUCUCCUUUUUCUUUUUGUCUCCCUCUCAUUUAUCCCUUUCCUUUAUCUUUUCCACCAAGCACACGCCCUACAAAGUUAAACAAAGCUAUUUCGUAGUUCGUACAUCAUCAUGCCGUUUCCCCUCUAGACUAAACCCGUGGAAUCUCGUACUCAAGGGUCCGAAUGCCUGAAAAACUGGUUGAUAACUAUUUUUGUAUGAAAAAAGAAGAAGAGCAAGAAGAAGUCUUGUCUUGGCUGUUAAUUCUGUGAAUGUGAUUCUCUCUUUUCCCAUGAAUAAUUUUCUCCCUUUUACUACGCAUUUGUCCUUAUCUUACUGUUUACUACUGUGAAUAUUUAUUGACGGAGUUCUUUUUUCUUCCGCACCAACGGUUUUGCCGUUUGCUUGACCUGUACUCCGUAUGCUUUGCAUUGAUUAUUGCCCCGUAUAAUCCCUUACUUUGAUUCUUCAACCCUUGGGAUAUUUUCUUAUGAUUUUAGACUUUAUUUAUAUUAUAUUCCCAUCUGUUUCGUACCUCGCUUGUAGUCUAUCUCCACCCACAUGCCUGUUUUUUGAGUUUGUCUGAUCUGGUGGAUCCAAUCACCAGAAUACAUUUCCCCUCCCCCGUCAAAUUCUGUGUCUUUCCCAGCUUCAGCAACACCGACUGCAAGAAGAAGGUGAGUUCCGUUGACUCUUAUUCUUGGACAUCUUUGACCGAUUCCUGUCGGUCCGGCUUCCAGUUCACUGCAAUUUGAAGUGGGUCCGAAUCAGUCUUCGAGAUUUUUUGAAUUUCUUAGAAUUAUAUGAACUGGGGUUGUGAUAUUUCACAACUGGUGUUGAUUGUUCUUAGCAAAGUUGUGAACUUUUGAUGAUUGAGUUGGGCUUGGGGCGGCCUUAAGGCAUGUCAGGGUUUGAGAUUUCCAAAUAUGCGCAUAGCCCUGUGCACAAAGCCGUGCUCCUUAAAGACUACGGGAGUCUCAGUAGGAUAAUAGCUGGAUUGCCACACCUAUGUGACCCAUCCAAGAUCCAUUCUGAAUCGAUUUCAAUUGCGGAGGAAGCCAAAGCCGAUGCUAUUUCGGUAAUUAUUGACCGCCGUGAUGUGCCGAACCGGGACACCCCUCUCCACCUGGCUGUCAAGCUGGGCGAUGAAACUGCCACUGAUAUGCUUAUGCGCGCGGGUGCAGAUUGGAGCUUGCAGAAUGAACAGGGGUGGAGUGCUCUACAGGAGGCUAUAUGCAACAAGGUGGAAGGAGUUGCCAUGAUUAUCGUCAGGCACUACCAGCCGUUGGCAUGGGCAAAAUGGUGUAGGAGGUUGCCACGGCUGAUUGAGACCAUGAGAAGGAUGAGAGACUUUUACAUGGAGAUCACUUUCCAUUUCGAGAGCUCGGUCAUUCCUUUUAUAUCCAGAAUUGCCCCUUCCGACACGUACAAGAUCUGGAAGAGGGGUGGGAAUCUCCGGGCAGAUAUGACUUUAGCUGGUUUUGACGGGUUCAGAAUACAACGUUCUGAUCAGAGUGUUCUCUUCUUUGGCGAUGGGUCCGAAGAUGGGAAGUUCCCUCCAGGCUCAUUAUGUAUGGUGUCACAUAAAGAUAAAGAAAUCAUGAACGCUUUGGACGGUGCAGGAGCUCCGGCCACGGAUGCUGAAGUUCAGCACGAAGUUGACGCGAUGUCUCAAACGAACAUCUUCCGGCCCGGAAUUGACGUCACCGAGGCUGUUCUCCUCCCGCAGAUGACAUGGCGGCGGGCAGAGAAAACUGAAAUGGUAGGCUCAUGGAAAGCGAAGGUGUACGACAUGCACAAUGUGAUCGUGAGCAUUAAAUCAAGGCGGGUCCCAGGUGCCAUGACGGAUGAUGAGUUCUUCAAUUCUUGCAACGAAAACGAAACAGAGGGCGAGGAUCUUAAUGAGAUAUUGACCGAGGAUGAGAGGAAGCAGCUCGAGGCUGCCCUCAAGAUUGACACAGCGUCGGAUGAUGUCAGCACUGAAAACGGCAUUGAUGUGUUGAUCCCACACCGUCAUAGCUCGUAUGAGCAAAGGGACAUUCCCAUUGUUGAGGAGAUGAGUGUGGAGAGGGUGGACGAGGAGAAGAAGAGAUGGUUUAAUGGGUGGAGGAAAAAGGAGUAUAAAGCUGAAGGAGAUAAAAAGGUGGUCCCACCCAAGAGUUCCGUCUCUGUAGAAAAAAACAAGGGUUCUUCACCUGCUAGGCACUCUGUGGAUGUUAGUUUGAAGAAGGAUGAUUUUCAACGGAGAAGAGAUAUGAAAGCUUCUACAUCUGCCUAUAAUACUGAGAGUUCAAACCGGCGUAAAGAGACAAACAGAGAGAGUGAGUAUAAGAAAGGGUUGAGGCCUAUUCUAUGGCUUUCCCCAGAUUUCCCAUUGAGAACUGAAGAGCUGCUUCCACUUCUUGACAUUCUAGCUAACAAAGUUAAGGCUAUCCGCAGACUGAGAGAAUUGCUUACAACAAAACUUCCUAAAGGAACCUUUCCAGUUAAGGUUGCAAUUCCUGUGGUUCCUACCAUAAGAGUGCUGGUUACUUUCACAAAGUUUCAAGAGUUGCAGCCGUUGGAUGAGUUUUCAACACCUCCAUCCAGCCCUACUGCUGCUGCGGGGCCGGGGAGGGAAAGUCCCCUUAUCAGCCAGCCUCCAUCCACAUCAUCUUGGUUUCAGUGGAUAAAAUCGCCUUACCAUGCGGCAUCAUCAUCAUCCACUGCAACGUCAAACUGCAGGAUGGAAAACAGUCAAGACCCCUUUGCAAUCCCUUCCAAUUACACGUGGAUAACAGCAGAAGCUAAGAAGAAGAAACUGCAGGAUAAGCUGAAGAAAGGGAAGAACAAGAAACAGUAGCAGCCAUGUGGGGGGAGAGGGGAUCAUUGUUAUUAGAUGUAAUAAUACUACUGGGAGAGUGGAUGUUUUGGUUCUUUUAACUUUUUCUUAGCAACAAAACUGUGGUAAAUUAUUGGGAGGAGGAGAGGUAUACAAGAUAAAUGUAAAAUCUGGUCCAAAUGUUUGAAGGUGAUAUUUUUUUAACUGUUAAUUAUGUGUGCAUUUCUUUGAGAUCAAGUGGUAUAGAACAACAUCAUG